CCAGCCGAGUGUUUCUCACUAGUUUGCCCGCUAGCUCCUCCGCCUCUCGCCGACUCGACGGUUCUUCGGCUCCAACGUCCACUCCCCCGUUCUCCGCGAGCAGUAGCAAAAUGGAGGCAGCGUACUCCUAGCAGCAGCCAAACCCGCUGUGCCCCCCCCCCCCUAAGCCGAACCCAGUGAUCGCCGGCCUUCGACAGCCAAAGUGCAACACAGCAGCAGCAGCAGCAGUAGUCGUACGAGCCAAAAGGGUGUCGAGUGUGGCUUCGUUUUUGGAUCGCGUCGUUAAACCAAACCGGCCCAGUUAUGUUUCCCAUAGGGUACAGCAAGCAGUUCCUCAGCUACCGCAUACUCAAGUCCAACCGAUUCAAGUACAUCUGACGAUACGGACUCGGACCAAGUGUUGUUGUUUUUUAACGUAGUGCAAUUACGGCCCGCGGACCCCGUAUUAUCGCUCGGUCCCCGCCGCGGAGAGACCUGGAACGUCUCUCCCGCUAAACACGAGUCGUCGCCCGUCGAGAGGAACAUCUGCGUGUAUACGACAAUAAUAACAAUAAUAACAAUAAUAAUAAUAAAUAAUAAUAAAUAAUAAUAAUAAAAAAAAGUAGAAAAUACGAAUAGUAGUGAGAUAUAGAGGGAGUUUUUGGGGGUGAAAAGUCGUCUCACGAUGAUCAUCAACUUUCCCGGCAGAAUGCCCAUCAGGCAGCAGCCGGCGUACCAACAUCGGCAGAUCGGUACCGGCUACUACUACGAUAGUCAGCCGGGCCGCAACAGCAGCAACGACACCUGUUACUAUUAUUAUUGCGGGCGCGGGCUGCUGGUACAGCCCGAGUACGGGUGCUCGCCGUCACCGUCGCCCCCGAGCCCGGGGGGCCCGAGUUACCAGCUACGCCAAAGUCACCGGGCCGUCGCCGUCACCAGCCCCAACACGCUGUUCUCGGGCUGGCCUCGCACGAUGCCCCAGGACGAGGAGAUGCUAUUGACCACGACAACCUCGGCCCAGCACCACCUGGGCUGCGCCACGGGCCCAGGCGCGGUCGUCGUGGUGAACAACGGGCCGCCCAGUCCCGCCCACAGCGACUCCGACGCCUCGAGUUCCAGUCUUGAGCUCGGCUCCGUCAGGAGGGGAGAGCACGCGCAGCUCAGAUGCAGAUGGCAAAACUGCGGCAGGUGGUUCACGUCGCUGGACCAACUGGCGCGCCACGUCAAGCAGCUCCACGCCGCAUCCGGUCCCCGUGGACUUUUCUACUGCGGCUGGGAAGGAUGCCAGAGGGGCGAGCGUGGAUUCAAUGCGAGGUACAAAAUGUUGGUUCACGUGCGGACCCACACGAACGAGAAGCCGCACCACUGCUUCCAGUGCGACAAGAGCUUCAGCCGAGCCGAAAACCUAAAGAUCCACGCGCGCUCGCAUACGGGCGAGCGGCCCUACGUGUGUCCAGUCGAGGGCUGCAACAAAGCUUACUCCAACUCCUCGGACCGCUUCAAGCACACGCGCACCCACGCCGUCGACAAGCCCUACUGUUGCAAGAUCCCCGGCUGUCCGAAGCGCUACACCGACCCCUCCUCCCUGCGCAAGCACGUCAAGACCUACCGCCACUACGUCGGCGCUACCGGCACCACCAACAACAACAACAACCACGACGGUAAGCUGCUGCUGCUCGAGAAGAGCAUCGUCCAGCCAACUGCCCGCCAAGAGGACGCGCAACUCAUUGCCCCUGCCAAGAUCUCGCCGCGCGACGUCAGUCCCGAAAAGAGCACCGCGAGCAGCUCCAGGUCGGACUCCUCCGACAAGAAGGACUCUAGUCUCGAGAGUAACGUCACCAGCAACAACACCUCCGUCGUUUCGUCCGUCAGCACCGAAAGUCCAAAGGCAGCGUCGUCGACGAGUUUCGACGAUCAGCAAAAGUUCACCGAGUGGAACAACGUGUACAGCAAUCUGCCGGAGCGCAAGGACCAGCACGAGACCGUUCACCAGCCCACGGCGUCGCCCACGUCUUCGCUCUCGCUCUCGUCCUCCAAGAGCAGCUACGAGCACGAGCUUCAGACCACCGGCCGGUACAGUCACUCGGCCCUCUACGAGGAGUACAUGCACCCCGACCGGCACCUCUCGGCCUUCCGGCCGUCCAGUUAUCCGGCGAUCGACGCAAGGCACUGUCCACCGGCCUCGCCCCCCGAUCACCUGCUCGCGGCGACCCCGCGCAUCGGCAUGCAAUCGACGCCGAUCAAGAGCGAGGACAAAGCCGCCAGCGGCGUCGACUAUCGCAACAUCGAGUCCAUCGUCAACAGUAGCACCAGCAGCAACAGCAUCAGCAGUAGCAACAACAGCGCCAACACGCCCAUCAAAAAGGAGCCCCUGACGACGAGCUACCGCACCACCAGUUCCGUCAGCUCGGUAGCCAGCGAUCUCUGCGUCCGCAACUCUGUGAUAAAGCGUGCCGAUCCGCAGCUGCACUCCCCCGUGUCCUCGGGGGAGGCACCGGUGACCGUCCCCGCCCAGCAAUCGCGUCACUCUCCUGGAAGCGCGACGAGCGAAGCCGAGUGCUGUUGCAGGCACAAGUGCUGCCGGCACGGCGCCGACGACACUCUCAUCGAGAAGAGCAAGAUUCUCUCGGAUUUUAUUCUCAAGUCGCAGAACCCGCUCUUCCGACACCUCUUGGCCUCGGUCGACCUGCAGUACGGUCUGCAAAACAUGUGGAGCGGUGCCGGUCACUCGUCCCCGAGCUCCGUCGCCCACGAGCCGGUCCUGGGUCCAACGGCAGCGGCCGUAACCACCUGCGCCCAGGAUCUCAGAGCCAAGUCCGCCGAGGGCACGCCGAUGGAGAUCGACCAGGACCUGCCGCUCGACCUGACGAUCAACAAAUGACGCACGACCGCGCUGGCUCUCGUGCCAUUGUCAACCGUCGUCGCUGCGCCAACGUAACGUUUUCCCAUGGUGUAGUCAUGUAUUUCUCUGAUCGGUUGGGCGGCGACUCUCUCGCUUCUCUUCAUUUUGCUUUCCCUUCCUCUCCCCUUCGGGUGUAUACUCUUCAGCUCUUCCGCGUUGUUAUGUAUAAUGUUGUUGUUACUGUUGUUGAUAUAUGUACUGCGCCGGGCGUCGAGGUGGUCCGGUUGGCUGGAGUGAGGGCUCGUCGCGACCGAUCAGACUGUACAAAAGCCAAAUAUUAUAAUCUAGUGGGUUCUGGCGCGCGGUACACGUUGCAGACGCCGAGGCAUUGGUGCUCGGUUGCACCGGGUAUACGCGUCGUCGCUCGAUUGACGCACCGUCUUAUUAAUUAUUUUUGUCAUUAUCAUUAU
This is a messenger RNA of Copidosoma floridanum, 3291 nucleotides long. RefSeq lists its product as uncharacterized. The record is from RefSeq and is a predicted model, not a curated record. Lineage: Eukaryota; Metazoa; Arthropoda; Insecta; Hymenoptera; Encyrtidae. Gene Ontology annotation, molecular function: RNA polymerase II cis-regulatory region sequence-specific DNA binding; DNA-binding transcription factor activity, RNA polymerase II-specific; zinc ion binding. Gene Ontology annotation, cellular component: nucleus. Gene Ontology annotation, biological process: regulation of transcription by RNA polymerase II.